UCAACACGGGAAGCGACAUUUCUGAUUCUUCAGCAGUUCCAUUUGUCGUCACUUUUUGUUGUUACCAUGACAUCUUCACCGGGCUCUCGGACUCUCAGUAAAGACGACGUCCAUUACAAGCUUCAUUUCCGGAUGAUAAACGAGCAACAAGUGGAGGAUAUCACUUUAGAGUUCUUCUACAAGCCGCACACCAUCACGUUACUGACGUUCACCAUUAUCAGCAUUAUGUACUUUGCCUUCACCAGAAAUGAUUCCGAUCCUGACAAUAACCUCCGGGUGGGAAUUGCACUUGUUGUCUCGUUUUUCCUUGUUAUCAGUCUCCUGGCUUUCCCCAACGGUCCGUUUACCAGGCCGCACCCAGCUAUAUGGCGCAUGGUUUUUGGUCUCAGUGUCCUCUACUUCCUUUUUUUGGUGUUUCUCAUCUUCCUGAACUUGGACCAAGUGAAGCUCUUGAUGUACUGGCUGGACCCCAACCUGCGUUAUGCAACACGGGAGGCAGAUGUUAUGGAAUAUGCAGUAAAUUGUCACAUGAUCACAUGGGAGCGCAUCCUCAGUCACUUUGACAUUUUUGCAUUUGGACAUUUUUGGGGCUGGGCCAUGAAAGCUCUGCUCAUCCGCAGCUACGGACUCUGCUGGACCAUCAGCAUAACGUGGGAGCUCACAGAGUUAUUUUUCAUGCACUUACUGCCCAACUUUGCUGAGUGCUGGUGGGACCAGGUCAUUCUUGACAUCCUGCUGUGCAAUGGAGGUGGUAUCUGGCUCGGCAUGACUGUGUGCUGUUUUUUGGAGAUGCGCACUUAUCGCUGGGCAAGCAUCAAGGACAUUCACAGCGCUACGGGGAAGCUAAAGCGUGCUGUGCUGCAGUUUACACCAGCUAGUUGGACCUAUGUGCGCUGGUUUGACCCCAAAUCUUCUUUCCAGAGAGUGGCAGGGAUUUAUCUCUUCAUGAUCAUCUGGCAGCUCACAGAACUGAACACUUUCUUCCUGAAGCACAUCUUCGUGUUCCAGGCAUCUCAUCCCCUGAGCUGGUGUCGAAUCCUCUUUAUCGGGAUCAUCACUGCCCCGACUGUGCGGCAGUACUACGCUUACCUUACGGACACUCAGUGUAAACGUGUUGGAACUCAGUGUUGGGUGUUCGGGGCCAUUGCUUUCCUGGAAGCGCUGGCGUGUAUUAAGUUUGGCCAGGAUCUGUUCUCCAAAACACAGGUCAUGUAUGUGGUCCUUUGGCUUGUGUGUGUGGCAUUCAUUACCUCUGUCUGCCUAUAUGGGAUGGUGUGGCAUGAGCAGAAAUACGGCGUGAGGCUGAAGAGCACGUCAGAUUGUGACGAUAGCAGUUUCAUUGACUCCUGUGGUUACGUUCCUGACACCAUUAAAGGUGAAAGAAACUCCAGCAACCCCCAGAUGUUACGUCAGAGAAGAGGAGGAGCAGAGAAUAACAAAGCUAACGGCACAAGCAGGAAACAGUAGUUGCGUUGAUGUUAGUGUCGACUCAACACACGGACCUUACACAGUAUACGGUAUUUAGAAAUCGUGAAGAAAGCUUUAUUUAGAAAGCGUGACCACAGGAUUGCGCUGUUUCCUCAUUAUGGCACUAAUUCUGCUUUAUUCUUUACGCACGUUCACUUAUUGCUGUUUAUCACCGUUUCUAAUUGGACAGUUUUGUAGUUUUGAAGAAGGACUUACAAAUGAAGGAAAAGCAAAUGAACAUAUUUAGUCAUAUCCACAUAGUCCUUAACUUUAAAUAUAGUGAAGAACAUUUUUGGGGUCCCUUUUAUAUAUGAUGGACUUUCUCAGCUACAUUCCUACCAAACAGCCUUUAACGCCACACAUGAACAGUAUGGCUGAAUAUAAAUUAGGAUAUUUUAAUGUAAGACAAAACCAACACUUGUUAUAUGCACUAUAUGUAACCUUACAAAUCCAAAGGAUGUUUUCUGUUCAGUCACUGUUCAGAAGGUACAAUAUGGUCCCCAUUGCAAUACUGCUUUUUCUUUUUUGUUAACAAUACCCAUAACAAUACCAAUGAAAUCCUGAUACUGAUAUUCAUCUGAUAUCUUUUCUUUAAAUCAUCUUUUGAAAUGAUAAAUAAAAAAAUCAAAAUAUAAAAAAUCUAAAACUGUAAUAGUUUAGUGCAGGGCUUCUCUAACAUUUGGUAUCUGGAGAAUCCUUUACCUGUAAAAGGAAAAACCUACUGCAUUCUCGACACACACAUUUAUUUAUUUUCAGAUGUAAUCUCAAAUCUUAGGCACAUGCAGUAAUUUUUUGCUUUUUUAUCAGAACUAUAGACCUUUUGAGUUGUAAUUUUCACUACUGUGCCAAACAUUUUACAAUCUUGAAGAUGGCUUUAAAAGAUUUUUAUGUCAUUCGUCCUACUUAGAGUUUAGCGUUUUUCUUUAGUUACAAAGUAACUUGUGUGUAUGUGUGUGUACUACGUAAACAAAAUGUUUUUUCACAAAAAAGUGCUAUGUUCUUUUUGAAGGUUAUGCCAAAAAAAUCAACGAUUAUAAAGGGUGUUUUCCUACUUAAUAAGUAUGGUUAAGGUGUUUUGUAAAAUAUAACAAAGGUGCUAUAGGGUUUAAUAAUUCAUUUGUAUUGAGUACUUAUUGUUUUUAAAGUCACUGUGAAAAAUGAGUAAACUGAUUGUCUGGACUAACAAAGCAGGAUGUUUAACGUGCUCUCGUUUCUCAAGUCCAGUUAGUGGUACUGCUUCACCUUUUCCAGUUCAGUGCCUUAGUGAAGCAUCUGGAAAAAUUACAGUAAAAGAAAUUCCAUGUUAGUGCCACUUCAUGGGCUGUAGAUGGUCCAGUGAUUUAGAGGUUUUCCCUUUAAUGAGUGACCACUAUUCCUGGGAGUUAGAGGUAAAAAAUACAAUCUUUUGGUACUAUUAUUAUUAUUAUUAUUAUUAUUAUUAUUUUUCUACCUUGGGGAAAUUUCAUCCUUAUUUUUCUGUGUGUGUCAUUUGAUAUGUUGUUUGUU
This is a messenger RNA of Tachysurus vachellii, 2973 nucleotides long. RefSeq names its product phosphatidylserine synthase 1b (gene ptdss1b). The transcript is spliced from 13 exons. Gene Ontology annotation, biological process: phosphatidylserine biosynthetic process. NCBI's taxonomy places the organism in Eukaryota, Metazoa, Chordata, Actinopteri, Siluriformes, Bagridae. Bases 67 to 1467 code for a protein of 466 amino acids. Gene Ontology annotation, molecular function: L-serine-phosphatidylethanolamine phosphatidyltransferase activity. The record is from RefSeq and is a predicted model, not a curated record.